AAUAACAUGUUAAGAAUAUGCGCUGUAACUCUUCGAGGGUAGAAAUUGCCAGAUCUCUGGAAAUCGCCAGUUGUACUUUUUUCUCUAUAUUUUCUUUUAUAUUAUUCUUUGUACAUCUAUGCAAACGGUGAUUUGCUCUUGUAUAGUAAAUAUCAACCCUACAUUUUACACAUGCUUUAAUUUUAUAAAAAAUAGACUUAAGAUAUUUCAUUUGAUUGAAAUAUCAAGCUAAAUGUUUUUCAUAAUUUUGCAAUUUAUCUCUCAUCAUCAUUAUCGUAUGCUUUUCUUUAUUUUAUGUGAAAAGGAAAGUUUCUUUUUAUUUUCAUUCUAGUCCAAUUCUGAUGAAAACUGUUGCUUCCAGGUAACUUACUUAGUUCUCUACACUGUAUUUAAUUCUGUGCUGUCUUGAACUUACCGAAGUGAUUCUAAAGCCAUUUCAUGUGAUAAAUGGGUCUACAAAAAGCUUCAUUUUUUUAGGUAACUUACCUGCUAUCAUUUAGCUUUAUCUGUGACUACUUAGUGUAGGUACAACAUGUUUGAAAUUGGAACAUUCAUAUUGUUACUAAAUAAGAAUGUCCCAUCAAUAGUGAGUAAAAUCAUACAAUGGAUACAUAGGUCUGCAGUACUUUAUGCAAUGUUCAUGAGGAAAUUGGAGAAUGUCUCGUAAAAAUGUGUAUCCAUAGAACUUUAAGAUUCAUUACCACCUAUACAUAAAGAGGCUGGACAAAAGGCAUAAAUGGGAAUUCAAGAAAAAUGAGCACUUCACAGAGGAAAAUGGAGAGAACUCCCUUAUGGCUGACUCAAGGAGAAAAGCAGAUGUAAAAGUGAUAAUGGACCUGUAAUAUCUUUACCUCAAAUUUAUAUGUAUGUUAUCCUUUAAUUAUAAUCAUUUCAACUGUUCAAGUCUAAUGAUGAAAGCCUUGUUCAUUUGUGCAUAAUCUUACCAUUUCACACGUACUAGAAGGUUUAGUUGUGUUGCAUGGACUGAACAGACUACUUCUCCGAACUGUAUGGUAUAUUCCCCAAUGUAUUCUACAUAGCAGAAGUUACUAUGUCAACCUCAAGCUUUGUUGAUCUCAUGAGAACUGGAAAAUUAGAUAUUUGUCAUUUGGAGAUGCUUUGCCAGCUGCAGAAGCAGUUUUCCAGCAGUCAAUAGUUAUACUACUAUUAGUGGAUUGCUUAUGUAAAGACAACCAUACUGAAGGGGGCCAGAGCACUCUGUGCAGCCAUGCCUAUAGUUGGACCAGGACUGCAAUGCCAAAUGGUCUUAUGACCAUAAUCAUGCUAGCAGACUGAUUAGCUGCUAAGGGCCACCAAACUGCAGAAGGAGAGGCCUCCCUACCGACGUUUAUGCUCCUUUUCAAGUUGGUGACUUUCAAAUGCAAUAUCGAUCGAGACAUUCGUUUUCUACUUUGAUGUCUUUGAGGUAGAUUGAGGAGUUCGGCAUAGUCCUCAAGUAUCUCUCCCACAUGCGGUAAACAAGAGGCCUGUUGUUACAACUCGCCCAGUAGCAGAGAAACAGUUCCAGACAACUAGAAUCAACUUUUACAGCCUUCACUAUUGCAGAGUCAAAGCUCUUUCCAUCGCUAGGACCGAACAAUAUGUUUCUUUCCUGUGAUUCAAAUCACCUUUUGAACAUCUAGGCUGUUCCACUUAAUUAGAAUUUUCCCCUUUUUUUUUCCGUAAGGGAAAUAUUGAUAUCAGCUCCUCAUGGUAGUUGUAAAAGUGGGAUUUAUGAUUCCCACUUUGCUUAAAAAUCAACAUUCUAGCUCCAUUGCAGUCCUCCCUGGUUUCAUGAUUGUAUCCAUUAGGAUGUUAUGUUAUUUGCUUCUGCAUAAGUGAUGAGUUCAACCAUACACAACAUUUUUAUUUGUAAUAGCACUGUAUGGAAUUGCAAUUACAGACCCCCUAAUAUAAUCUAGGUCAGAAAGAUGUGUACCUUACAUUCCAGCUUCCUGUCCAUUUGAUCCUUGAGUUCCUUGCUUAUCACAACUCCAUAUUCAGGGCUAAUGUAAAUGGAAGGGUUGUUGUGGAUCAAAUUAAUUUCUUUUAAAAUUACACAAAAUUUUCCAAUAUAAAUCCAGUACUUACACCAAAAUUCCAGCCUUCUAACACCACUGAUGGCAUGAAAAGUGGGGAUAUUACCUCCCUGUAACCCUGGAUCCAUGGGGAACCUGUUCUCAGGCUAUCCAGUCAGCAGAGAACUUUCUUUUAAAUCAGGAAUAAGAUGUCUAGGUUUGUGAAAACAUUGAGUGUGGGCUGACGAAAAAGUAUUGGUUUUGAAAAUUAACGUAUUUUCAAUAACUGAAAUGGACUGGCACCUCACCUAUGUACAGAAUAAAAUUAAGAUUAAUUAGACUAUUUACAAAGUUACAUCUGUGGAUUUUAGUAAUAAAAUCUUUUAUAACAAUCCAAUAUCCACUUGCUCAUCUUGAUAUAUAGGUAUCAGGCAUUAAAUAAAGCAGUGAAUGUUGGUCUUUUUUUGUUAAAUUGGCAUCAAAUAACAUUGGAUUAGGUGGAAAAUCAGUGUAUCAUGUGUCACAAAGCUUUGUUUGUUGAUAUUAACAUAUCAAGUUUGAGUAAAGUGCCUAGCUCUAUCUGAUAUUCUUGACUGUGUUCAUGAUUUAUUAAAAGGUCAAUAGUAUAUAUAAUACCUGUCUUUACUGAAAUGCUGUACUUCUCCUGGAUUAUAGCCUCAUUUUUAUUUGUCAUGAACUAUAACCUCAUGUUGGAUUUUAUUUGAAAGCAGUAAUGGAGCUGUUGAUAAAUUUUCAAUAUUUUAAAUAGUUUUUUUUUUUUUUUUUUUUUUUUUUUUUCUUUUGACAUUUAAUGAUUACACAGGGGUCAUCAGAAUCGGAACCUGAAGAGGCUGCUGCACCUAACAAAAGAGGGCCAAAAACUUCUGCAACAUCUGUGCCUAAGAGUAACGCAGCGGCGGCAAAUAACCAACGCAAGAAUGGCCCCAAGGCAGCUGCGCGUCCCCAGAAGUCUGCAACGCAGAAACCACCAGCUAAAGCCCAGCCACAGAAAGUUUCUACUGUUCAGCAGAAGAAAACGGUCAAAAAUAAAAAGAAUUUAGGUAAUUCAAAUGCAGUUUCCGCAGACAAGAUAUCCAAAAAGAAGUCCAUAUUCUCUCCGGACAACACUACCGACUCGGAAAGUGAAGCCAAGAAGACUGUUGGCAAGAAAGUCCCAAAACCACAACCAAAGCCUCAGCCUAAGCAACAGUCCAAGUCAGCGAUGGUUCAGAAAGGGGGUUUGCAACAGGCCAGAAAAGGCUCUACAAAGGUUGUCGAAAAGUCUUCGGAAAAGUCGUCCGAGUCCUCAACAAAUUCAUCAACAGCUUCUUCAGAGAGUGAUAGUGACAGUUCAUCCGAAUCAUCUGCCUCUGCAAAGUCGUCCUCCGAAAAGCCUGUCGUUCAGCAAAUAGUCCGCAGAAAGUCUCAGACGAAGCCCACCCCAGCAUCUUCUGAAACCGAUAAGGAAGAAGAUGAGGAGGAAGAGGAGGAGGAAGAAGACGAGGAUGAUACCCCUAGGAAACACAUUACCAGGUCGUCUAGUGUUCGUACAAAGAGAGGCUCUCUUUUGGGUAUCCAGAAAGGGACUGAAUCGGAUUCUGAAAAUAAUGGGAAGGUACGUAGAGCUGGAAGAAAUGGGGGUCCAAAGAAGCCAGCUGGUCCACCCUCCAAGUCAGGAGCUCGGGCUAAGACAAAGAAACCAAUUCCUCUGGACAUCUUGGAAAAUACACCGUUGCCGCCUAUAGAAAAUCGCAAGUGCCCUGUUGAAGGUUGUGACUCGACUGGUCAUCUUGGAGGGUUAUAUGAGAAGCAUUUUUCAGUGGAAGCAUGUCCGGUUUUCCAUAAUUUAUCGAAAGACGAAUCCAAGAUCAACCGCAAGCUCAGGGAAGACGACAACAUUGAGAAAAAGGCCAGGCUUCUCAUUGGAAAUAAAUCUCCAAGAAAUGGACCUAAUUCUGAACAAAGAAAUUAUUGCAAUAAGAUAAGAGACUCAAGGGACAAGUUGAGUGAACCUCGGCCUGGGGAAGAUGAGAUGGCUGACAGAGAUCGCCAGCCAUCUCUUCGAGGCUACACCCCAGAGUGGGAUCUUCAGUUGUUCAUUGAAGCUCAGUCAGCUGCUAGUGAAAAAAUUGAAGACGACCUGCGAGGACUACCCGAUACCAAAGGAAUCCGUUACAUUGAAAUGGGCCGUUAUGAAAUGGAAGCCUGGUAUCAGUCUCAGUAUCCUGAUGAUUAUAAUCAGCAACCAAAAAUUUAUAUAUGCGAGUUUUGUUUGAAGUACAUGAGAUCAAAAACGAUACUACAGAGACAUGCAGCAAAGUGUGUAUGGAAGCAUCCUCCUGGAGAUGAAAUAUAUAGAAAAGACAAACUUUCAGUAUGGGAAGUAGAUGGCAAAAAAUACAAAAUUUACUGUCAAAAUUUAUGCCUUCUUGCCAUGCUGUUCCUCGAUCAUAAAACGCUUUACUACGAUGUUGAGCCAUUUCUGUUUUACAUUAUGACUCAAGCUGAUGGGGAAGGCUGCCAUAUCAUAGGUUACUUCAGUAAGGAGAAAAACAGCUUGGCUUAACGUACAAUGUGUCCAUGUAUCAUGACACUUAGCCUCCGUAUAACAAGACAAGGCUAUGCUCGAUUGCUUAUUGAUUUUAGUUACUUGUUGACAAAGACUGAGGGGAAAAUAGGAUCACCGGAAAAGCCUCUCAGUGACUUGGGAUUAAUAUCUUAUAGAUCAUAUUGGAAGGACCUACUUUUGAACUACUUGGCAAGUUAUACCGAGAAGAAUGUGUACAUAAAAGAUAUGAGUGCUGAGAUGGCUGUGAAUUCGUACGACAUUGUCAGUACUUUCCAAGCAAUGGGGAUGAUGAAGUACUGGAAAGGCAAGCACAUACUACUAAAGAGACAGGACUUACUGGAAGAAUUCCUUGAACGUCAAAAACGCCGCCGAGCCGACUACAAGGAGAUCGAUCCGAAGUGUCUGAAUUGGCGUCCUUAUGUCCCGCCGCCUCCGUCGGAAGAACCACAAACCAAUGCAAAUAAAAACAAAGCGAACAAAGCUGCUGCUGACAGGAAGAAGGCUCAGGCAGCAGCAGCAUCACAAUAGCACUGGGACUGGAGAAUUUAUUUGUGCCAUGUACACACAGUUCUCUUUCUUUAUUUCAUUCUCACAACGGGGGAGAUAGAAUUGAUCGAGUGUGCCCUACAAUAUUUGUAGAAUUGCCCUUCAUUUUAGCGGCCCAGCGAUCCCGUCCGUUCCCCUGUACACUGCCCUGCCGUGCUCAAAAACUUUUCUUCUCUUUAUAUUUGGUGUGCAGAAUCUACUGUCGUUGUUUUAUUGCUGGGCUACCAAUUGAGAGACGUACCUAGAUUUGAUACUCAUACUUUUAUUGUUGUUGAAAAUCUGCAAAGAAAAAAUGUAUGACUUUCAGGAAAAAAAUGUUUAAGUUAAAUAUAUGCCUGAAAGGAAAGGCUAGUGUGUGAAAGAGUUUUAUUUUCUGGAUGCAGUGAGUCCGUUGUGUAUCAAACACUUUCGAGUACCUGAAAUGUUGACUUGCAGUUGUCCCUGUGCUGUGUUGUAUACUUGUUAAUGUAGUAUUUACUGUGUGUCACAUACAUUGUCAGUGAUCUAAGGAAUAAGAAUCAGGGAUGCAGUGUCAGGUUUAAGGGGUCAAUAAUGAAAAUCCAAAGCCUCUUGCCUGCAUCGUCCGUUAAACCCCUCCUUAAGAAAAGUUCAGUUUGAGUACUAAUGUGAAAUGUCUUGUUUUAGUCAAGGAAGUAGAAUAUUUUUUACAAGAAAUCAUAUUAUUUUACAAAGAAAUAAAGUUUUGGUUUUUAUUUCCCCGUGAAUACCAUAACUUGUUACUUUUUAUCAGGUUGUCAUUAAAAUUUUUAUUGUUUUUCUUUUGUUUUAUUUACUUUUUAAAGGAAACAGUGACAAAACUUGUCUUAAGACUUUAGUUACCAUCAAGAUUCAAAAGUCUCUGAAAUUUAAUGUGGAGGAAGAUGUUUUGAAAAUAAUUCUCAUACUUAUGCAUUAGUAACUGUAUAUAACGAAAUUGAUCGGUAUUUACGUGAAAUAGUGAGACAUGGAAUUUUUUAAUUCAAGUAAAAUAUAUUUCUCGAGUUUUGUAAUGUUAGGCAUAUUACAAUGAUUUAUAUUAAUGUACUGUACAGAUCUGUAAAUGUGUUGAAAUUUAUGCUAAUUUUUUUCCAGAUUUUAUGAUACAUUGUACAAACGUAUUGAAGCCAAUGUUUUGCUUUUUCUCAAUAAAGACAUAUUUUUAGAAUAAA
This is a messenger RNA of Macrobrachium nipponense, 6302 nucleotides long. It is a transcript of the gene chm, whose product is annotated as histone acetyltransferase KAT7-like. Gene Ontology annotation, biological process: positive regulation of transcription by RNA polymerase II; negative regulation of DNA-templated transcription. The record is from RefSeq and is a predicted model, not a curated record. NCBI's taxonomy places the organism in Eukaryota, Metazoa, Arthropoda, Malacostraca, Decapoda, Palaemonidae. Gene Ontology annotation, molecular function: transcription coregulator activity; histone acetyltransferase activity; zinc ion binding. Gene Ontology annotation, cellular component: nucleus; chromatin.